AUGGCCUACACCUGGGAGUGUCUGGACGUCCUGAGACGGACAGGGAGGCAGCACCCCCUGCUGGCCCCAGACCAUCUGAAGUACAAACAGCCCAGCAUCACAAAGGGCCGCCUGGACAUCGUGGCCGUCACCCCCUGGCUGGCCCCCAUCGUCUUGGAAGGGACCUUUGACCCCCGUCUGAUGGACAGCAUCUACAAGCCCCAGAACCUCACCAUCUUCGCCACCGUGUUCGCUGUCGGAAAGUAUGUUCGCUUCCUACGAGACUUCCUACUGACAGCAGAGCAGCACUUUUUUGUUGGAUACAGGGUGGAUUACUAUGUGUUCACCGAUCCCUGACGUCCGCAUGGCCAAAAACAGAAAAAGUACAUGUGGAUCAACAAGCCCACCAAGGUCCUGUCUUCCAGGUACAUGUGGCAGGACUUCAAACUAAGGAAACCCGAACUCCGGAUCAUACGGUUCUCGGGCGUGAAGAAGAACUACUCAGAGAUCCGACCCAACGUGUGAGGGCCUCCAGCGCUGACCAGGGACGGGGCAGGGAUUGUUCUGUUUUUGUUAGGGUUAUUUAUAUAAGUAUAAUAUGUUUAGGCAUGUUUUAAAUACGGGGGUGGCGGCCCCAAUCUGAUUUUAAGUCAAUCCUGGAAACAUGAGGGGAAGUUAACACUGCAUUAUGACACUCAAACAAUGUGAUUGUCAUAAUGUUGUGCCAACAUCGUGGAUGGUCCACAAAACAGUUUUUUUUAUGAUACAGCUUGAAAUUUCGGAACAUUUGCACUUUUGAACACCCAAAGAGGUGAAUAUAAAACAAAUCAUUCCAAAUGACCUUGGUUGUAAUGUGUCUUUCAAUGUCAUGAAUUCAAAGGUAUAUGAUAUUAAGGAUAAUAUGUAUGUCUGAUGUUGAAUAAUGACAGAGGUUUAUAUUGAGUUAACGCAGUUUUAUUAAACAGAAGUGGCUAUCGUCA
Molecule: messenger RNA, 959 nt
Organism: Gadus macrocephalus (Pacific cod)
Lineage: Eukaryota; Metazoa; Chordata; Actinopteri; Gadiformes; Gadidae
Product: globoside alpha-1,3-N-acetylgalactosaminyltransferase 1-like
Exons: 5
Biological process (GO): carbohydrate metabolic process
Cellular component (GO): vesicle; membrane; Golgi apparatus
Molecular function (GO): hexosyltransferase activity
Source: RefSeq, a predicted model, not a curated record